AUGAAGAGGGUGAGUAAGCUACUGGCCGCGCCUUUAUUGGCAGCGGGUGCGCUUGGGCAAUUUGUGCCUGCGCCUACAGAUCUCAUCACCAAGGAGGGCUAUGCAAAUGUCAGCGUUCGCUACAAGCAGGUACCGGCUGGUAUCUGUGAAAUGAACCCGGAUGUGAAGAGCUAUUCGGGCUACGCAGAUGUCGGGGAAAACCAACACAUUUUCUGGUGGUUCUUCGAGUCGCGUAAUCAGGAUCCAAAAGAGGCUCCUUUGACAAUCUGGAUUAAUGGAGGGCCCGGGUCGAGUUCCAUGAUUGGGCUAUUUCAAGAACUGGGGCCGUGUGGCGUUGGACCGGAUCUGAAACCCUAUGACAACCCAUACUCGUGGUCCAACGCUAGUAAUAUGCUUUUCAUCGAUGAACCUACCCAAGUCGGUCUUUCGUACUCGAUUCCAAUCCCAGGCUACAAUGACGGUUCCUACAUCAUUGAGCUACCAAACGCGACAUGUCCGGACUAUGCUGCAACAUAUGGAACAUGCGGAACGUAUUCGAAGCCAGAUGUUAGCUUGACGGCUAACAGUACCCAAGGGGCGGCGCCAAACAUGUGGAAGACACUGCAGGGCUUCAUGGGAGCAUUCCCCGAAUACUCGCGCCAUGGAGUCAACUUUGCGACGGAGAGCUAUGGCGGACACUAUGCGCCCGUAUUUAACGCCUAUUUCCUGGAUCAGAAUGCAAAAAAGAUUCCUGGUGCGCAUAAGAUUGAGUUGGACAACGUGUUGAUUGGCAAUGGGUGGUUUGACCCGCUUGUUCAGUAUCAGGCUUAUUACAACUAUAGCGUGUAUCCUGGCAACACGUACGACUUUGAUCCGUACAACCAGACAGUCAAGGACGAAUGGUUCAACAACUUGUACGGCCCAGGCAACUGCGUUGACCGAAUUAAGCAGUGCUACAAGGAAGGCAGCAACUCGGUGUGUGCGACGGCGGAUCAGUUCUGUGCCUCCAAGGUGGAGAACAUGUACGAUAUCUACAGCGGACGGGACGAAUACGACAUGCGAGAGUUGACUCCGGAUCCGUUUCCGUAUGCGUAUUUUGAAAGCUACCUCAACUUGCCUGAGGUACAGAAGGCAAUUGGAGCCUUCCAGAACUUCUCAACCAGCUCUAGCACAGUCGGCUCGUCAUUUGGCAACACGGGCGACGAUGGUCGCGAAUCGGGCACGAUUGAGGCAUGCCAGAAGCUGCUUGCUGCAGGCGUUCAAGUCAUGCUUUACUAUGGAGACGCCGACUACAACUGCAACUGGCUGGGUGGUCAAGUCGUGGCGGAUCAAAUCAAGGCCAAGGGGUACUCGAAGGCCGGCUUUACGAACAUUAGCAGCAGCGAUGGUAUUGUGCACGGGCAGGUGAGGCAGUCUGGCCUCUUUUCGUUUGUACGCAUCUACGAAUCGGGCCACGAGGUCCCCUUUUACCAGCCACUCGUGUCGCUCGAAAUGUUUGAGCGCGCAUUGAAGCGGGUCGAUGUUGCGACGGGCAAGAAGAAGCUUAGUCACGACUACAUGACGGUGGGCACGCCAACGAGCACCUAUAGGGAGGGCAACGCAACCAUCCAGAUGAACGUGACUCCAGCCAACGCGACGUAUAACACAACGCUGAAUGCACCCAACCCAGGUCUGGGCAGGCGGGACAUGACCAGGCACUUCUGGCGGCCACGGACGGGUCGAGCUGGACAGCGGAUUCUGUGA
Molecule: messenger RNA, 1722 nt
Organism: Bipolaris oryzae ATCC 44560
Lineage: Eukaryota; Fungi; Ascomycota; Dothideomycetes; Pleosporales; Pleosporaceae
Exons: 3
Coding region: 1-1722 (573 amino acids)
Biological process (GO): proteolysis
Cellular component (GO): fungal-type vacuole
Molecular function (GO): serine-type carboxypeptidase activity
Source: RefSeq, a predicted model, not a curated record